CAAAUGUUGGGACACCUAGAGGUUGAAGUUGAAGGACCACCGAAUGUGAUUUAUGCAAGCUUGGAUACUUGGGAGCAUUUUGAUAAGGUUCUGACUUGUGUCAUCAAGACCGGUAUUGUUAGGCCUAAUGCCAGUCCCGUGAUCGGCUAUUCACUUGAGCGCUUCAGAUAUUCAAAUAUUCGUUUGAGCUCGUCCGAUUGUCGGCAUACUACACUAUCCAGCUGAUAUCUUUGAAUUCCCCUGGAAUACACUUUGUCCUAUCACCCGGAAUCUUAGUGUCCCACAUGUACUGUGAAGCAUCAGAUUGCUUACACCCUUCGCUUCCAGAAACAUGUCUCAUUCAUGGUUCAUUUCUAACCCUCAUUCACUUACAGCCGUAUUCCUCUGAAUUCCCACUGCAUUCACUGUUCAAUACAAACAUACCU
Periconia digitata is the source of this 425-nucleotide messenger RNA. The record is from the annotation of a GenBank genome assembly. NCBI's taxonomy places the organism in Eukaryota, Fungi, Ascomycota, Dothideomycetes, Pleosporales, Periconiaceae.